AACGGCCCCGUGCAGCUCCGGUUUCCCCGUGAACUGCCGCCAUGUUUUCGUGAGCCAGUAUGACAGCAGAGAGUCCGCAGAAGGAGACUGGUAUAGACUGCUUUUAGUUAGCAGAUUUUUGCAGCGGAAAAUCAUUUUUAUCUGUCAACGAUACUCUGGACGGAAGUCAGUUUUAGGAUUUAUUUGUCAUCGGCAAGGUUUUCCAGAAAGGUCAAGUCUUGGAUGUUACUGUAGUAAUAUUUGAUUUUUCUAUGGCGUAGGACACCUUUUCCUUACGUACCUUUUAUUUCAGAAUGGGAGGGAGUCCUCCCACGUAAAUAUAAAUGCAUUUUUCGCUUCUUUUGUGAAAGGUUUCUGCUACCAUGAGAGAUAAACGAAUUAGAUGCGUGUUUAAAGGCGAACACAUUUCCAUAUUCGUUUAAUUGCAGCGAUAUUAAACGAAUAUACUCCGACAAGAGGAGUAACUAAAUCGACACAAGUCAUUUUUGUACGGUGAGCUGGUUUAUUUUAACUUAUCAGUGGUGUCAAAAAGGAGGGAAACUUUUUUGCGACGUUUGAAAAGAAGAGCCCAAAAUGACGGGCAAUAUCCCUUCUGAUAUGAUAAAUCUGCGGCUCAUCUUGGUGAGUGGAAAGACAAAAGAGUUUCUGUUCUCUCCCAAUGAUUCAGCUGCAGACAUCGCCAAGCAUGUGUAUGACAACUGGCCCAUGGACUGGGAAGAGGAGCAGGUGAGCAGUCCCAGUAUCCUACGGCUCAUUUACCAGGGACGAUUUCUGCAUGGCAACGUCACGCUAGGGGCUUUAAAACUGCCCCUUGGAAAAACCACAGUGAUGCAUUUAGUUGCUAGAGAGACAUUGCCUGAGCCAAAUUCCCAAGGUCAGAGAAACCGGGAGAAAACUGGAGAGAGUAACUGCUGUGUGAUUCUGUAGACCUCUCCCUUUCCAUCAUUGAGCGUGUUCUGUAGUCCCAUAUGCUGCUGAAACACACACACACACACACACACACACACACACAGACAGAAAAACAACAAACAAACACAGAAGGACAUCAUCCUGAACUCUAAUCUACAAUUCAUGGGCUCUUAGUCUCUGGGACAAAUAUUCAUCAUGAUAUUGCGAAAGCCUGUCCUGUAUAGACUGCAGUAGAUGAUCACAAUCCCUGUCUUUAUAUCACUUUUCUCUCUCUCACGUUCGUUCGUUCGUUCUCUCUCUCUCUCUCUCUCUCUCUCUCUCUCUCUCUCUCUCUCUCUCUCUCUCUCACACACACACACACACACACACACACCCAUACCCCUAGUUCAAGUGAACCAAGAGUGAGAAAGGGCUGUGAAAUAUGACACAAUCUCUGAUGAACUUUUCACUUUUACUGAUAAACCAGAUAUGGACAGAGCAUUUUUAAUUUAGUUUCUAGAGCUAUCUGUAUCCAAUAGGGAGGUGAAGAAGCUCUCAAUCGGUUAGCGUGUAAUAGGCACAGUUUACAUAGUAGUGGUUUAACCACUACUCAACUACAGUGGCAAUCAUUUAACCACAUUUGAUCAACAUCUGUAGUCUAUUGUUUUCAGCACAGCAGACCAAGUAUUAUUGUACCUGAUCAAUGUUAAUGACUGUGUUUUUUUCCCUCAUUCUCUCUCUUCAUGAACGCUGUGUCUUUCGAAGUGCACAUGUUAUGGGUAAAUGUCCUAAUUCUGAGAGUUCAAUUUCUUAGGAUCACAGAUCAAGCAAACAUAGUAGACUUGAUUCUGUCACUAACUGGGCAAUGCUAUUGGUUGCUAUUGCAUGCUAACGUUUUCUGACUGUGUUUUUGACAGUCACUGCAGUCUGUAACUGACCAACCAGUGUUCUGUCCACCCUUAUUAGAUAGUUUUGAUUCCUCCUCAUAGAGGAGUGUGCAGAUCAAUUGUCCUUUGUUUUCUAAAGGUGAAGCAGGCAGAUUAUAUGUAUAAAUAGCAUUGAGAGAUCAUAAUAAAAUGGUUGUCCAUAAAUGAAAGUCAUUCAUUGACAUAUCAUAGCUGCUGUUGUUUCUGAAGCCUUUGUUUUCAAAGUCUUACUUGCCCUUCGCAAUGUUGUUGGUUGGAUAGACAAUAGUGUAAAUCAGGGACAGGCACAGUUGAAAAGUUUAGUGGCGUUAGCAACUGUGACAGGGGAGCAAAACACCAGAGCACGUUACUUCUGUAGGGUUGGUUAUUUCAUCUUGGCAAAGCUGAUGAUGAAGUUUGUCAAAAACAAAACAUAUGAUCAGAGCCAAGUGUGGAUAACAUAUUUGCUUUUACAUUAAUAAUACCGUGGAAAAUACAGGAUACUGAUUGGACACGGAACUCUGCUGAACACGAAGCCUAGUUAAAUUACUAAUGUAAGAGAGCUUAGAUUAAGAUUUCAGGUUUCAAAAGUCUGUGUAGCAUAGCAUCAUACACAUAGCAUCAAUCACUUUUUAAACAGUGUCAGUUCUAGUAUGACGAGGUCUUAUAGGAAUGAGGCUGUGUUCAGGAAACGAGGCAUGUUAACACGGUGCACCUGAUGUCUCAGGUGAAAAUAUUUAGAGGCUUAACUUGUUUGCUCAGUUUAAUAAUUCAUUCCUCUAGUUUAAUAAUUAUGCUGUCAAUUUAUAUUAAGUAAAAUAAUCUCUUGAUUUCAUAAUUAAUUUUCAAAUUGGUACACCAAAAUAAUGCAUUUGACUGAGAUAAGUUUUAUGAGACUUAGAAUGUAUAGAUAGCAUUAAAUAGUUAGACAAACUAAUAAUGCAUUAUAUGUAUUCUGCCUUCUGUUCCAGCCUAUUUUGCAAAUAUUCACACUGAAUCAUAGACUUUGCUAGACAACAGCUUAGCCAGUAUGUCACUAUUAAGAUAGCCAGUAGUUCACUUUUAAGUACUUGCACUGACGAGUACUCAUUUUCUACCUAUCUUCGUAGUAACAUUAUUUGGAGAGGAGUUGAAUAUGUUACUUUAAUGAAAAAUAGUCACAAGCUAAAAGCUAAAUUCGAAGCAUUCCUGCACACACAGAAAAGCCAUAGCCAUGCUAUAGUGUUAGCUGAUGAGAUUUGCUAUGUUAAGUGUCCCAGACCCUUGCAAUUGAGAUUUUAUGAAGUGGAUGACAUGCACCAAAUCAUCAACGAGGGAGGCACCCAUGAACUCAAUUAAACAUUCUGUACUUAUAUUAAUGUACAAGCCUGUUGGUGCAUUUUGUUAAUGUGAUGGGUUUGUCCAGCACACAUUUGUUGGAAAAAUACACUUUUUGGAAUCUAGUGGUCAUAGUGUCCAAGUCAAGUCACUGGUAUUUCUGAUUUUGUAAAGUCUCAUAUCAAAAUGUUAAACUGAUUUGAAGUAAUUCACUCAUCUGGAGUUGUCAUCUCUGCAAGCCUAGACAUGGAUUUGGGUACUUUACAUUGUUAGUAAGUUUGCAGGGCAAUUAGUAAACUCUAAAACUGGAAAUUUAUUACAUCCCCAAAUUGCAGCUACCAGUUGUUUGUGUCCAGGUGGUCACCGGUAACUGGUGAACUUAUGUGAGCAUAGGUAUUUUCGACUACCAAGCUAUAUGUCAGUUACAUUUAAGUUUCUAAAGUUUAGGAAAAUUUGGAGGUCAGGACCCAUAAAAUGAAUGUCAGAAAUUUACUAAAUAUAUAUUUACAGUAUUUACGUAUAAAGACAGAUUUCUCAAGUUCGUUGUCUAUUUUCUAAGAAAGAAAGGAUUAAUGAAUGAAAGUACAUGAAAUAAACUUUUUAUCAUGCCAUAAGUUGCAAUUGAUUUUAAUAGACUAUUUAGACUGGUACUAGUAUAUGAUUUUGGAAGAGAAGUUAUGCACAAAUGAAAAAAAAAAAUUUAUAUAUAUAUAUAUAUAUAUAUGAAUCUGUAAAUGAAGGAAUGAUUUAUUAGAGCAAAAGAUUUAGGCCUAUAUCUAAAUAAUUUCUGUCUACCUUGAGACUUAAGGGACACUGAAGAUGAUUGGAAUACAUUUGCACAACAAAACGCAUGUGUUAUUUUGUAUGAUUUGUUCUCCCCUUUUGUCAAAUUGGAAUCAAACCUUAAGCUUAGAUUUGUGUAGCAUAUAUUUAAUAUAAAUCAUAUUGAGAAUAUGACAGUCCAUUAUUGAUAUAGCUAUACCAGUGUCUAUAGUGUAUGAUUGUCUAAACAGUUAGCUAUCUUAUUUGCAGUCACACAAGUCAUCUGCUGACAUCUUGAACAUAAAGCAGCAAAACACCUUAACAGUAACAUUAUUGUUUUGUGAUUUCUUCUGUAUUUUUAUUUUUUAAAUGUUUAAAACAAGAUUUAUUUUUUCCCUUUUACACUUCUUAAAACAGCAAUGCCAUCAUUUUACUUCUUAUUUUGAUCAGGGUUCUGCAAAUCUGUACAGUGCUGGUUUUCAGAAGUUGUUGUAAAUACGAACCUAAUCUUAUCUCCAUCCAAUCUACGAAAUGGAAAUACAUCUAUAAACUGAAUAAAGAAUAUUGAAAUGGCA
This is a messenger RNA of Electrophorus electricus (electric eel), 4447 nucleotides long. It is a transcript of the gene ubl3a, whose product is annotated as ubiquitin-like 3a. Lineage: Eukaryota; Metazoa; Chordata; Actinopteri; Gymnotiformes; Gymnotidae. The record is from RefSeq and is a predicted model, not a curated record. Gene Ontology annotation, molecular function: protein binding.